Eleginops maclovinus (Patagonian blennie) is the source of this 2819-nucleotide messenger RNA. RefSeq names its product DNA-damage regulated autophagy modulator 2b (gene dram2b). The record is from RefSeq and is a predicted model, not a curated record. The transcript has 8 exons. Bases 501 to 1319 code for a protein of 272 amino acids. NCBI's taxonomy places the organism in Eukaryota, Metazoa, Chordata, Actinopteri, Perciformes, Eleginopidae. Gene Ontology annotation, cellular component: lysosome. Gene Ontology annotation, biological process: photoreceptor cell maintenance; regulation of autophagy.
CCCCGAUAUUUAGUUCCCAACUUUAAUUGUGCUUUGGCAUGUCUAAUGUCAUGCCAAAGUCUAUUUAAUGGAAUUGACUUGCAGCCUCUGAUGUGUAUCUGAAAAAUAUAAGUGCAUUGAAUAAUUCUUUAACAACCUUCAUAUCAUCUUCCCCUCACGUGCUGCAGAGUCAAAUGAGGCCACAGUCCGCCUUUCAGUCAAAUCUCGGGACAGCAAUCACACAUGAGGGAAACUGCGCAUGCGUGGUCUCAAAUAGACAAGUACCUAGACGGAGAUACAACUUUUAAAAUGUAUAAAUGUUUUAAUGGAAGUUUUGUUCAGAUGACACCCCUGACCUAAACCGAGAAUUGCAGUCGUUUGACGGAGAUAUCAGCACCAGAGUCGGGGCAAGGAAUAACAGAUUAAAGGACUUUAGUUGAAGGUUUCUGGAGGACUCGGAUAACGGCAGAGUGAAAACACACAAACACACACACACACACACACACACACACACACACACCAUGUGGUGGUUCCAGCAGGGUCUGUGCUUCCUGCCUGCUGCGCUGGUCAUCUGGACAGCAGCAUCCUUCGUUUUCGCUUACAUCACAGCCGUGGUGUUGAAACAUGUGGAUCCUCUGGUGCCUUACAUCAGCGACACGGGAACGAUGGCACCAGAGAGGUGUGUGUUCGGGAUCAUGCUGGAUGUGUCAGCCUUUUUAGGAAUGGCCACGGUGUACGUGCGUUACAAGCAGGUGGAGGCUCUGACGAGUGAAGAAGAGCUGAAGCUGAACAGACUGAACUUCUUCGGGUUGGUGCUCGGUCUCAUCAGUUCCUUCGGGAUGUGCGUAGUCGCCAACUUCCAGAAGACCACGCUGUUCUCCAUGCACCUGGUGGGGGCGGUGAUGACCUUCGGGGUGGGGGCUCUCUACAUCCUGGUGCAGACACUGGUGUCGCUCUACAUGCAGCCCCACGUCCACAGCAAGAACACCUACCUGGUCCGCCUGGGGGUGGGACUCUGGACCCUGAGCAGCAUCAUAACCAUGUUCGUAUCGUCCGUCAUCAUGUACAGCAGCCUGCCGGGGGUCGACGUUGCUAACAAACUGCACUGGACUCCUGGAGAGACGGGUUACACGGCUCACAUCAUCAGCACCAUCUCUGAAUGGUCUCUGGCCUUCUCCUUCAUCAGCUUCUUCCUCACGUACAUCAGAGACUUUCAGAAAAUAAAUUUGCAGGCAGAGGCAGAACUGCAGAGCAGCCACCUGUAUGACAGCUGGUCUCAGGCGCCGCAUCACAUACGCGACACCUCCGAGACGUCUCCUCUGCUGGCAGGAGGAACGUGACCGCAGAGCCUCCUCCUGCUUUUACACUGACUUAACUUUUAACUCUUGUUACCUCGCUUUUUAUACAGACUUUCUAAAAUCUGCUGUUGUGGGCUCAAAAAACAUAUCCUCUUUCCCCCUAGUUUUAUCUAUCCAGUCAAAAAGUAUGUUAAAACAUGCACAUCUGGACAGAUAUAACCAAAUCUGGCUGACUGGAGGGAAAUUACUGGAGAGAUUUAUACAUUCAUUUUGUAUGUUAGGUGAAAUUACCCUUUAAAUGCAAAUAUGACGCUUCUCACUUUUACCUUAAACUGCAUCCGUGAGUUUGUCCACCUCGAGCUGCACUUUAUCAUUUAAUAUUUGCUGUUCAGUCUCAAAUCGCAACAUUUCCCCACCUAAAUGAGUCCAUGAAACCCACUAAGGGUCAUAUGGUUUGAACUGUAAUGGGAAAUAAUGAGUUUACAGCCUGUCCAUUCAUACAGCACAGUUUCAUUUUUCAAACUAUUUCUAAGGAUGUUUUCCAUAUAUGCUACUAAACAAUACAGUGUAUUUUUUUUACUAUAAAGGUUAAUAUUCCGGAUGUCUUAUUUACUCCAUAUACCGGGACUUAACGGCUAACUGAAGAACCAACGCCCUGAAAAUAACUGAGCAAAUCCCCUUGCUGGAGAAUUAGCAGAAUGUUUAUAGGUUUUGACACUUAAAAUAUACACAAUUAAUAUUAAUAUAUACUUUAUUACAUUAUUAUUUAAAUAACUCAAAAAUAUAUUAUAAAACAACAUCAAAUGUGAUAAUCAUUUAUAUGUUCAUAACUCACCGGUUUUACGUUUUAACAUCAGGAAUAAUGUCAUUUUAAAAUAACUGACUGGCUUUUCAUUUUCAAUGUAAAAAUACUUAUUUUAAAUAAUUGUUUUAUAUGUUUUUGCUGCUUUAAUCAUUAUCCUUUUCAACCUUUUUUUAUUUGCCAGAAAAUAUCUACCUUUAGCUUUUAGCUGAGACCAACAGCUCAGUUCUUCCCGAAAUUCCCACAGUUUUGUCACUAUGAGGCUGAAAUUUAGCACGGAGGUCACAUCUUAGUUCGGUUGUGUGUGUGUGACUGCAUGAAUGUGUGGAUACAAUGUUCGUUUCUGAAUAUUUAAUAUCAUUCAUUGUUUACCUUAAUGUUAACUCGCUAGCAUUAUCAUUUUUUUUUUGCCUUUUUUUGCCCAUUUUCACUUAAACUAAGCCAAAAGGAAACGCCAGACAAAUGAUGUUAAAUAAUGAAAACUGUCGUAAUUAAAUAAUCCCUCAUGUUGCUAAUUAUUAUUAUUAUUAUUAUUAUUAUUAUUAUUAUUAUUAUUAUGAAUCAGUGUAUAAUUCUUUAAUGGCACACUUUCGACCCCAUAGUACAUUUUGUACAUCAUGAGCACAUAUCUACAAUAUUUAGUCUGACACAAACUUACUUACGGCUGACAUUGAGUUGCUAUUGUGCAUUGUUCUGUUGGUACGUUAUUCCUGUUGAGAAAUAAAGCCGUCUUUCUUGUU